AUGGCAAAAACCAACGGCGUGGCCUCCAAGGCUUCGGCCGGCGAAGUUCAGGUACAGAAAAGCCCGGCCGAGUUUUUUGCCGAGAAUCAGGCCAUUGCUGGCUUUGACAAUUUGGGAAAAUCUUUGUACACGAGCUUACGCGAGCUCGUCGAGAACAGUCUGGAUGCGUGUGAAAGCAUCCAUGAAUUACCCGAGAUCUCGAUAGAAAUCAAAGAAUACACGCAGGAAGAGUUUAACGCACUAGAUGUUAUGAAGACCAGUCCACGCAAAAAACGAGAUAUGCAGCUCUUUGAAACGAAGAAAAAGGAUAAGAAACCUCCGAAAGAGGCAACCGAUGUCGACGAAAUCACCACCGUCGAAAAUUCAGGGAAAAAACGUAAGAAAGCGCCACAAGACGCCUAUUUCAAGCUCACCGUCAAAGACAAUGGUUGCGGUAUGUCCCACUCGGCUAUUCCAAACCUAUUGGGUCGAGUCCUCAGUGGAAGCAAAUACGGUGUGCGGCAGACUCGGGGAAAGUUUGGGCUAGGGGCAAAAAUGGCCUUGAUCUGGGCCAAAAAGAGUACGGGACAACCUAUUCGGAUCAUGACGUCGCAUCGGCCAGAUGGGGGCGUCGCACCAGAACGAGCGUCCGCAUGUGUGCUCGAUAUCGACAUAUAUAAGAACGCUCCCCGAAUUUUAGAACACACAACUCGCAAAAAUACGGACGGCUGGAUGGGUACUGAAAUGUCCGUGCUGAUUGCGGGAAAUUGGACAACCUACAAGUCUCGAAUUGUCCAAUAUCUGCAGCAGCUUGCUAUCAUAACUCCCUACGCCGUGUUGGAGCUUGCCUACAUCAAUAUCUCUGAUUCAAAACGCAAUCUACAUGUGCGGUACGACCGCCGUUCAGACCAAAUGCCACCACCGGCAAAAACUAUCAAACAUCAUCCCGCAUCGGUCAACAAUCUAGUCAUUCAACAACUCAUACAAUUCACCAAAACAAGAACCCUUUUUAAAUUUCUGUCCACCGAACUGUCGACCGUCAGUCCACCGUUGGCCCGUCGACUAGUUACCGAGCUCGGCUUUGACGAAAGCAUGCCUCCUUCGUCGCUUGAAGACAAAGAAAUUACUCGGCUUGUUCAGCUACUUCGCCAAGUCCAGCUCUUCAAAGCUCCUGAUGGGUCCUGUCUAAGUCCACUUGGUGAAUAUAAUCUGAAUCUCGGCAUUCGCAAGGUUCUGGAACCUGAUCUGAUUGCCACUUCCCGUGAUAAGCCAGGGGCCUACGAAGGCCACCCUUUUCUGGUAGAAGCAGCAGUUUCCUUAGGUGGAAAAGAGGUCAAGGAAGGGAUUACGGUGAUUCGAUUCGCGAACAGGAUACCGUUGCUCUUUGAAGGAGGAGCCGAUGUUGCAACUAGGGUUGCGAAUACCAAAAUCCGAUGGUCCAACUACAAGAUGGAUUACAAACGCGAUCGGAUUGGCGUUUUUGUGUCCAUUGUAUCAACCAAAGUUCCCUUCAAGGGAACUUCAAAGGAAUACAUCGGUGAUGACGCGACGGAAAUUCAACAAUCAGUGAAGCGCGCGUUACAAUCCUGUUGUCAACAAUUACGAGGUUACUUGGCAAAGCGAUCCGCGUUGAAAGAUGCACAGACACGGAAAUCUCGAAUGGCUAAAUACGUUCCUGAUGUGGGACGAUCCUUGUUCGGUAUCCUAGAUAGCAUGCGAGCGCGCCAGGCGGAACUUUCGCUGCCAGAAGCACCGCCUAGCCAAUCCCCAACUAAGCGCUUGCGCUUGGAUCGGAGCGCGGCUCAGCUAAUGAUCGAAAGGCUGAAUAGAGGGGAGGUGACGGAGCAAUCACUGGCAGCAAAACUGACGGAAAGCAUUGAUGAUCAACUAAAUGUUCAAGAGGAAGGAACUGACGAUAAAGGAAGCGCGCCAACACAGGAAGCUCAACCCCUCUACUUGGUGCCGUUGUACAAUCUCGACGAUGAUUCCAACGACAUUUCACAUCCCCUGUUUACAUUCCGGCCCAUAAUGCCGAUUCUGCGAAUGCCUGCAAUGCAAGUUCAAGAAUAA
Molecule: messenger RNA, 2049 nt
Organism: Phaeodactylum tricornutum CCAP 1055/1
Lineage: Eukaryota; Bacillariophyta; Bacillariophyceae; Surirellales; Neidiaceae
Gene: TOP6B
Product: type II DNA topoisomerase 6 subunit
Exons: 1
Coding region: 1-2049 (682 amino acids)
Biological process (GO): DNA topological change
Cellular component (GO): cytosol; small ribosomal subunit
Molecular function (GO): ATP binding; DNA binding; DNA topoisomerase type II (double strand cut, ATP-hydrolyzing) activity
Source: RefSeq, a predicted model, not a curated record